AUGGCAACGGAAAAGGGUUUGCUCAAACUGAGGUUUUCUUCGCGACAAGUGGACAUACCUUCUAAAUCGGAAUUGCACUUCUUGCAAUCUAAUCGGGCCAUACCAGAGUCAAUUGGAUCCCAGGAUCUUUAUAAUCGGAUUGGUCACCAAAUACUAGUUGAAGAUGAAGAACAAACUGACACUGAAGGAGCAUUGGGGUACUUGGAAUGUCUGGGCCGCCCUGAUGCUGACUCUUUUGAGACACACACAAUUGAUGUAGAAAAUAGGUUGGCAGACCUAUUUUGGGCUGAUGGUAUUUCUCGUCGUGAUUAUGCUUGUUUUGGGGACAUUAUGGAUUUUGACACCACCUAUAAGAAGAACUCGUACAAUAAGCCCCUGAUUAUCUUUGUUGGGUUGAAUCACCAUUACAAGACAAUAGUCUUUGCAGUUGCUUUGCUAUACGAUGAGACCAAGGAGACAUAUAUUUGGGUUUUAGAGGAAUUUCUAGAGUGCAUGAAAAACAAACCACCUUCUGUGGUGGUCACCGAUGGUGAUCAUGCUAUGGAAAAAACAAUACAAAAAAAUAAUGUAGCUAUUCAUGCGCCUCAUCCUGUUUUCAAGUCCAAGUUCAAUGAACUACUUUAUCAAUACUGUAUCGAGGAAGAUUUUGAGGAUACAUGGAAGAGCAUGGUUUCAGAAUUCGAAUUUGAGGAUAGUCGAUGGACAACAACUACCUACAAUAACAGGAGGAGUUGGGCAGAGUGUUUCCUACGAGGGAAUUUCUUUGGGGGACUAAGAACUACUCAAAGAUCAGAGUCAAUUAAUUCCUACUUGUCCCACUUCUUGACGAGCAAACUCAAAAUUAGAGAUCUGGUUGGCCAAGUAGACAAGGUCAUACAGAGUAUUCGUCACACAGAACAGGAAGAUGACUUCAUCAGCAACCAUAGUAUGCCACAAUUACCAUUGAACGUCCUCCGAUAG
Humulus lupulus (European hop) is the source of this 960-nucleotide messenger RNA. Its product is annotated as protein FAR-RED IMPAIRED RESPONSE 1-like. Lineage: Eukaryota; Viridiplantae; Streptophyta; Magnoliopsida; Rosales; Cannabaceae. The record is from RefSeq and is a predicted model, not a curated record. The transcript has 4 exons. The coding region runs from base 1 to 960 and encodes 319 amino acids. Gene Ontology annotation, biological process: regulation of DNA-templated transcription.